UCAACAGAGGGAAAGAGAGUGUCAUUCAUUUUCUGGCUGGUGCUUUAAUUUGUUGGUUUUUGACAUAUUAAUUGGCUUUUUUGCAUUAGAUAGAGGGCACACAUAUAUAUAUAUAUAUAGAUAGAUAGAGAGAGAGAGAGAGAGAGAGAGAGAGAGAGAGAGAAAUUGAAGAAAGAUGAGGGAGAUAAUAAGCAUACACAUAGGGCAAGCUGGAAUUCAGGUGGGCAAUUCCUGCUGGGAGCUGUAUUGCCUUGAGCAUGAAAUCCAGCCUGAUGGCCGGAUGCCCAGUGAUACGACACUGGGUGUUGCACACGAUGCUUUUAAUACCUUCUUCAGUGAGACAGGUUCAGGCAAGCAUGUACCCAGGGCUAUCUUUGUUGACUUGGAACCUACUGUUAUUGAUGAAGUCAGAACUGGCACCUACCGCCAACUCUUUCAUCCCGAGCAGCUCAUUUCCGGCAAAGAGGAUGCUGCUAACAAUUUUGCAAGGGGCCACUAUACCGUUGGAAAGGAAAUUGUGGAUCUCUGUCUGGAUCGCAUAAGGAAAUUGGCAGAUAACUGCACUGGAUUGCAGGGAUUUUUGGUGUUCAAUGCUGUUGGUGGUGGUACUGGUUCUGGUUUGGGCUCCUUGCUAUUAGAACGCUUGUCUGUGGACUAUGGGAAAAAAUCAAAGCUUGGGUUCACCAUCUAUCCUUCACCCCAGGUUUCAACAGCUGUAGUUGAGCCUUAUAACAGUGUCCUCUCUACUCAUUCCCUGCUUGAGCACACAGAUGUGUCUGUGCUGUUGGACAACGAAGCCAUAUAUGACAUUUGCCGAAGAUCCCUAGACAUUGAGAGGCCAACUUACACCAAUUUGAAUAGAUUGAUAUCUCAAAUCAUAUCAUCAUUGACAACUUCCCUGAGGUUUGAUGGAGCCAUUAAUGUUGACGUUACAGAGUUCCAGACCAACCUUGUACCAUAUCCCCGUAUUCAUUUCAUGCUCUCCUCAUAUGCUCCUGUUAUCUCAGCUGAAAAGGCAUACCACGAGCAGCUAUCAGUUCCCGAGAUCACAAAUGCAGUGUUUGAGCCCUCAAGCAUGAUGGCCAAGUGCGAUCCUAGGCAUGGGAAAUACAUGGCCUGCUGCUUGAUGUACCGGGGAGAUGUUGUUCCCAAGGAUGUUAAUGCUGCUGUCGCUGCUAUCAAAACCAAAAGGACUGUUCAGUUUGUUGACUGGUGUCCAACUGGCUUCAAAUGCGGUAUCAACUACCAGCCUCCAACCGUUGUACCUGGAGGUGAUCUUGCCAAGGUGCAGCGGGCAGUUUGCAUGAUCAGCAACAACACGGCAGUGGCUGAGGUGUUCUCACGCAUUGAUCAUAAAUUCGAUCUCAUGUAUGCCAAGAGGGCAUUUGUUCACUGGUAUGUUGGUGAAGGCAUGGAAGAAGGGGAGUUUUCAGAAGCUCGUGAAGAUCUGGCUGCUCUUGAGAAAGAUUAUGAGGAAGUUGGUGCUGAAGGUGUGGAUGAUGAAGAUGAAGGUGAAGAUUACUAAUGUCGUUAUAUAAGGGCGGGCACAUCUAUCUUGAAAUGAUUCUGUGUACAAGGAUUUGCAUAUCACACUUCCCUUUAUAUCUUCUCUCUUUUUUGUUUUGUAUUGUGCAGUGUCAUUGAUUAGCCACCUUUAUGCAGUGGAAAUUGUCCAAAAUUAUGCCCGUAUGUUUUGAUUUUAUAUGUUUGUAUGGUAUCAAUGAAUUGAUUUUUCAGAA
Molecule: messenger RNA, 1739 nt
Organism: Ziziphus jujuba (common jujube)
Lineage: Eukaryota; Viridiplantae; Streptophyta; Magnoliopsida; Rosales; Rhamnaceae
Product: tubulin alpha-3 chain
Exons: 5
Coding region: 176-1525 (449 amino acids)
Biological process (GO): mitotic cell cycle; microtubule cytoskeleton organization
Cellular component (GO): microtubule; cytoplasm
Molecular function (GO): structural constituent of cytoskeleton; GTP binding
Source: RefSeq, a predicted model, not a curated record